Molecule: messenger RNA, 4577 nt
Organism: Mirounga angustirostris (Northern elephant seal)
Lineage: Eukaryota; Metazoa; Chordata; Mammalia; Carnivora; Phocidae
Gene: IL36R
Product: interleukin 1 receptor like 2
Exons: 11
Coding region: 417-2081 (554 amino acids)
Biological process (GO): signal transduction; regulation of inflammatory response
Molecular function (GO): interleukin-1, type I, activating receptor activity
Source: RefSeq, a predicted model, not a curated record
CUGCCCACGGUGGCAAGGAAGUAGCGUGCUAUGGAAACGCCUCACCUGGGUUCGGUGCCUGUGCGCUGGAUUCUCCACUUUCCAAGAUCCUGCGCGCUCCAGUCCCGUCCGGCAGGUAGGCGCCGGUUGGGAGUGUGCGGCUGAGCCAAGCGGGUGGGGCCCCGACCCCCGGAAAGGUGUGGAGGGAAAGAGGUGGCUGGCAAACAUGUGCGCGACCGACCCGGAGGCCGGAGAUCGGGACGCCGGGGCCGCCCCGGACCGGCUGGGCGACCUUGGGGGAGCGGGUUCCGUCUCUGGGCGAAGGCGUGCAGCUCCCGUCUAUACCUGCCGGUCCGGCGGCGCUCCGGCUUCCUCUCUCUUCCCUGCCCGCCUUUGCCAGGUCGGCCUAAGAGGGCUUCUCCCAGCCCAACAGGGGGAUGCUGGCCUUGGUGCUCUGCGGAGUGUCCCUCGCGCUUCCACCCUUUGUCAGAACAGAUGCAUGCAAGGAUGUUAGUAUGCAAAACGAGGCACCUUCAGCAGGCCAGCCUUUUGCUUUUAACUGUACGCACCCGCCACUAACAUCUGGGAAAGUACGUGUGACAUGGUAUAAAUAUCCUAACAAAAUUCCAAUAUCCAAAAACACACAGUCUAGAAUUCACCAGGAGCAAAACUGGAUUUUGUUUCUCCCCCUGACACAGGAGGACUCUGGGAUCUACCAAUGUGUUAUAAACAGCACAAACACCUGUCACAGAAUCCCCGUAAACCUCACUGUAUUAAGAAAAUACUGGUGUGGUGUUUCUGGAAAAGGCCAGCUGAUUUUAUCGGAUGAAUACAGACAAAUAUUACAUGCUGGAAGGGACGACAGCCUUACCUGUCAUCUGAACUUCCCACAGAGUUGUGUUUUGGAUUCCCUAAAGUGGUAUAAGGGCUGUGAAGAGAUUAAAGGAGAACGGUUUAUUUCCUGGGAAACAAAGCUUUCAGUGAGCAAUGUUUCAACAGAGGAUGGAGGGAGCUACGCAUGUCAAGCCCGACUGACACACACAGGGAAACAGUACACUGUUUUAAACAGCAUCACUGUGAAUAUUGCAGAAACAAAUGGAUAUGCCAGAAGAAUUCCUAAAAUCAUUUAUCCAAAAAACAAUUCAAUUGAAGUACAACUUGGCUCCCCCCUUACUGUGGACUGCAAUAUCACAGACACAAGGGAUAAUACAAAUCUCCGAUGCUGGAGAGUCAAUAGCACCUUGGUGGAUGAUUACUACAGUGAAUCCAAACGCAUCAGAGAAGGAUCCGAAUCCCACAUUUCUUUCCAGAAACAUAUUUUUUACACAGUGAACAUAACCUUCUUGGAAGUGAAAAUGGAAGAUUAUGGUCAUCCUUUCAUUUGUCACGCCGGAGUGUCAGCAGCAUAUUUUAUUUUAAAACUCCCAGCUCCAAAUGUUCAAGCUUACUUGAUAGGUGGGCUUCUCGCCUUGGUGAGUGCAACAGCAUCUGUCAUGUACCUCUACAACAUUUUUAAGAUCGACAUUGCACUCUGGUAUCGAAGUGCCUUCCAUUCUACCGGGACCGGAGAAGAUGGCAAGCUGUAUGAUGCCUAUGUCUUAUACCCCAAGCCUCAAAGAGAAAUCCAGAGCCAUGAGGUGGACACGCUGGUGUUGAAGAUUCUGCCCGAGGUGCUGGAGAGGCAGUGUGGAUAUAAAUUAUUUAUAUUUGGCAGGGAUGAAUUUCCUGGACAAGCAGUGGCCAAUGUCAUUGACGAAAACAUCAAGCUGUGCAGGAGGCUGAUCAUCAUCUUAGUUCCUGAAUCCCUGAGCUUUGACUUGUUAAAGAACAUGUCGGAAGAACAAAUUGCAGUCUACAAUGCGCUCAUCCAGGACGGGAUGAAGGUCAUCCUGAUUGAACUGGAGAAAGUCAAGGACUACGCGGCCAUGCCGGAGUCAAUUCAGUACAUCAAGCAGAAGCACGGGGCCGUCCAGUGGAGUGGGGACUUCACAGAGCAGUCACAGUGUGCAAAGUCCAAGUUCUGGAAAAAAGUGAGGUAUCACAUGCCACCCAAAAGGCCGCCACCAUCUUCUUCUGCCCAGCUGCUGAAGCACACGUCCUGACACCUCCUGGCUGGCUAGUGGGGGGCCAAUGUGGGGUUGGUCACCCGUGAUGGCGUGGUCGGCAUGGGGUGGCUCAUGGUUGGACAAGGACACAUGGCAUUUGGGCAGUCGGCUUGAAGCUUGCCGUUGUGUACUUGUUGCUACAGGUCCUCUGUUUGCUGCUCAUUUUGAUCAGAGCUCCUUCUUUAGGGAAAGGCAUCACCCUUCCAGAAGACCCUCAUUCACUUAUGGGCUCUGAUGAACACUCCCUGAACACAGAGCAGAUGUAGCAUGUGAGCCCCUGGGGAAUGGGACAUGGAGGACUGUAGAGCGGCAGUUGAGUUGUCAGGAAGUUUGGUGCGUGGUGUGGCACCCAUGGGGCCAGAGAUGGAAGUCAGGGGAUGGCAGGAGGCAAUCUGUGGGCUUGGGGAGGGCUGGCAAGGAGAACCGCACUUUUUUCGUGACCAUGAUUUUAGCACACUCAUACUGGAAGCCACUGAGUGGUCACACAGACCAGUGGGGACCAAGUGUGGCCCCACUGGGAUUGCCCAUUAAUCACCAUCCUGUUGGGCCCCAGCCUUGAAAGGAAAGGAUUUGUCAAGUCAAAAUAAGUAACAAUUCACUUGUUUUUCCAGCUGGCCAAGAAGGCUGGGAUUCUGAGCAACAUGUGAGAGAAACAGCGCACCAAGAUGAUGCGAUUCUGGUCCACGUAAAACAAAGUAAUCUUUCAGUUAGCCAGCGUCCCCUCAUCACAGGUCCAUUUAUGAUUUAACAAGGUGCAAGGACUUUUGAUGCUCAAAAUUAGCUGUAAACUCAUCACUACUUUCAAAGACCCCCACCUGAGGAGCUUAGAUAGAGUCCACGUCUCUCGUUCUGUGGCUGAUGACAUCAAGCCCUAACAAGUGGCCUGCUGGGGUCAGAAUGUUUGUGUCCCCCAAAUUCACAUGUUGCAGUCCUAACACCCAGUGUCAUGGUAUUGGGAGGUGGGGCCUUCCAGAGGUGAUCAGGUCAGAAGGGUGGAGACGUCCUGAAUAGGAUUAGUACUCUCGUAGAAGAUACCCAAGAAGUCCAUUGCCACUUCGGCCAUGUGAGGACACAGCAAGAAGUCUGUGAUCUGAAAAAAGGUCCUCACCUGACCACGAAGGCACCUGUUCUCAGACUUCUUGUCUCCACAGCUGUGAGAAAUUAAUUUUUGUUGUUUGUAAGCCACUCGGCCUAUGGUAUCUCAUGAUAGCGGCCCUAAUGAAGAGUCCAUGGGGGCUGGAAGGGGGUCAGCCAGUGGGCAGGACAGGGGAGGGGGAGGUGGGGAGGAGCAGGAGGGGUGAGAACAGGGACCCCAGCAUGCAGGGAGGAGCAGAGUGUAUGGGGAGCAGGGAAAAGGACCAGGGGCUCUGUGUCCUUCUCGGGCUGCCGAUUGCAUAAAGUGUCUGGUGGGACUUUGUCAUCUUUCCCAAAUGGAACUCUCUCCCUGUUAAACACUACCUCCCCCUCUCCCCUGCCCACAGCCUCUGGCAACGUUCUGCUUUAUGUGUCUAUGAUUUCGGCUCCUCCAGGCACCUCAUGUAAGUGGAAUCAUACAGGAUUUGCCCUUUUGUGCCUGGCUUAUUCCACUUAGCCAUAGGUCCUUAAGAUUCACGUGUAAUAUUUGCUUUUUGUUUCAUUCUUCUUAUGGAGUGCCCCCUCCCUUCUUUCUUUCUUCCCUGGGUGAACGGUAGCAGGUAUCGAUUUUAUUAUGGUGACAAGGGACAACCAACAGAAAUAAGAAGCUCAGGAGGAUUCUUCUAAUCAGAUGUUUGUGAAUUCUUUGCUUCUCGGUUUCUGUCUCCAACAUGGGAGUCGUGAUUUUUCAUGGAGAAUUUGCCAGUUUAAGUAAAGGAAGCUGCUUCUCUUGGUGCACCCAGGAGCGAAGUGAUGGUGGCUGAUGUGUUCCUCCUUCUGUUCCUCUCACCCCUGAGUUUUCUCUCCUCUGCUUGGUACCUGGAGAUUGCCAUUGAUGCUGGAGAAGGCUCUAUGGCCACAGACAUCAGAGGGGCACUUUGCCCUUCACUGUGUCCGAUGUGGAGCCCAUCCCCUACAGCCUUCCCCUCCCUUCCAAGCCCUUUCUCUCCAGAGAGUGAAGAAAGGCAGAGCAGCCCCACGAGUCAGGAGACAGGGUGAGACCCUGGGAUGUGUCCUCUUGUCAGGCUGUCCCAGUUGCCUAUGAAUUUUAGAAAGAGAUUCUCCAGGAUUCUUCAGUGACUAACCUUUUAUAAAUAAAUGACAAGUUGAGGGUGUCAGAAAAAAAGAAAGCCAAUCCAUCAGAGGUAAAGGUAUUUUCUGAAAAUCUGUGACUUAUGGGAGACCGGUACUGUUGGUGAAUUUCUUAAUUGGAAUGAUUUUUUAAGUCAAAAACUUCCUUCCCCUCCAACCUGUGCCUUUUUUCUUUUUGUCUAAAAGUAUGUAAAGCUGUAUUAUUAAUGCAAUAACAUGAAUGAAUUAUAUCCGCACAUUGCAAUUCUGUUGUUAUUAAAUAUGUUU